AUGUCGAGCGGCUUGCCAUUGCCCGAACCAUCCAAGAGCGUGGUUAUCGACACUGCUUCGCUUUCCUCUUCCUCCUCAGCAUCAGUGUGGGACAGAAUCUCGAAAUGGGUGUCGGAGAAUAAGGCUCUCGUCUACACCAUUGCGGGAGUUGCCGUGGUUGUGACCAGUGCUGGUGUCGUCUACUACCUUUCCGACUCAAGUCGACCUGGCCAAUCCUCUCAUACUCCAGAGAAGAAGAAGAGCAAGAACCAGAGACGCAGGGAAAAGAAAAAGGCCGAGGAGGAAAAGAAAGCCAAGGCUUCCUCUGUUCAAGAUGGUGCGUCGCGAGAUACAUACUCUAUUUCCGGUCUUAAAUCCGACCACGAACUGAUAAUUGGUUUAGAGCCCGCAGUAAAGAAAGUCGAGGAGCCUUCUGAUGAGAUCCCAGAGGUUGACGAAGCAACAGUUGGACAGUUGGACGAAGAGACGAGAAAAGCAUAUGCUGCGAAGCUGAAGGCGGCUGGUAACAAGGCUUACGGCUCUAAGGACUACAACAAGGCGAUUGAGCUCUACGGCAAGGCUAUUCUUUGCAAACCCGACCCUGUCUUCUACUCGAACCGUGCUGCCUGUUUCAAUGUUCUGUCGGAGUGGGCGAAAGUUGUUGAGGAUACUAGCGCGGCUCUUGCGAUGGACAGCGAGUAUGUCAAGGCUCUGAACAGGAGGGCUAUCGCCUACGAGCACCUCGAGAAGCUUAGCGAGGCUCUUCUCGACUUCACUGCUAGCUGCAUCAUCGAUGGUUUCUCGAAUGAGGUCAGCCGUGUUGCCCUGGAGAGACUUUUGAAGAAGGUUGCAGAAAAGAAGGGCAAGGCUAUCCUGGAAGCCAAGGGCAAUAAGCUCCCCAGCCCGACCUUCGUAUCCAACUAUCUCCAAAGCUUCCGCCCCAAGUCUCUUCCGGAGGGUCUUGACGAGUCUGCCGAUCUCUCCGAAGACUCUGGAAAGGGUCAGCUCCGCAAAGGGUUGCUAGCCAUGGAUCAGAAGACUGGCGACGGUUACGAGGAGGCUUCCGCUGCUUUCACCAAGGCUCUCGAAGUCGGCGAUUUGGGCGAAUUCGAGGCCCUCGCUCUGAACCUGAGAGCCACCUUCACAUACUUGCAGGGAAAUGCUCAAAACGCUUUGGCUGACCUCAACAAGAGCGUUGAACUGGACCCAUCGCUGGUUCAAAGUUACAUCAAACGUGCUAGCUUGCACCUUGAACUGGGCAACAAGGAUGCUGCGGCAGAUGACUUUGAACUUGCAAUCACUCACAACAAGGACGAUCCCGAUAUCUACUACCACCGCGCCCAGCUGCACUUCAUCCUAGGCGAAUUCGCCGAAGCCGCCAAGGACUACCAAAAGUCCAUUGAUCUCGACCGCACCUUCAUCUACUCUCACAUCCAGCUUGGUGUUACACAGUACAAGAUGGGCUCCGUUGCCUCUGCUAUGGCCACCUUUAGGAGGUCCGUGAAGAACUUCGAGGACGUGCCCGAUGUUUACAACUACUACGGUGAACUUCUCUUGGACCAGCAGAAUUUCUCCGAGGCCAUCGAAAAAUUUGACAAGGCCGUCGAGAUGGAGAAGCAGAGUAAACCCUUGGGCAUUAAUGUCCUACCUUUGAUUAACAAGGCCCUUGCCUUGUUCCAGUGGAAGCAUGACUUCCAAGAGGCCGAAAACCUUUGCCAGAAGGCCCUGAUUAUCGAUCCUGAAUGCGAUAUCGCUGUUGGAACUAUGGCCCAGCUCCUUCUGCAGCAAGGCAAGGUCUCCCAGGCACUGAAAUACUUUGAACGGGCGGCGGAGCUUGCACGCACCGAAGCGGAGAUCAUUAACGCAAUCUCCUAUGCUGAAGCCACCCGGACCCAACUGGAAGUACAGGAAAGGUACCCACAACUUGCCGCACGCCUGCAGAGUAUGGGUGCUGGCUUCGGUGGACCUCCUGGCCUGUAA
Molecule: messenger RNA, 1959 nt
Organism: Aspergillus ochraceoroseus IBT 24754
Lineage: Eukaryota; Fungi; Ascomycota; Eurotiomycetes; Eurotiales; Aspergillaceae
Gene: tom70
Product: putative mitochondrial outer membrane translocase receptor (TOM70)
Exons: 4
Coding region: 1-1959 (652 amino acids)
Biological process (GO): intracellular protein transport
Cellular component (GO): mitochondrial outer membrane
Molecular function (GO): protein-transporting ATPase activity; protein binding
Source: RefSeq, a predicted model, not a curated record